CUUCUCUCCCCUCUCAAGGGGGUCGACGUGCCCUGCUUGCCUAGCCCAGAGAAGUUGGUAGCUGAGGAGUUGCAAUAAGCCUGGAGGAAUCCCGCCGUGCAACGAUCUUCAGGAGGACGCCGUAUAACAUCUGCUCCUUGGUUUAGGGGCAACAGAUGCGAGAUUUUCGUGAAUGGCCCUGUUCUUCCUGCGGUCCCCAAGGAGGUGGCUCAACAUCUGGGUUCCUUGCUAGAGGGAGGUUCUGCCUGGCUCUUGCGCUGGCUGCUCUCCCCAUCGUAGCUGCCAUUGAAGAACCAGCUGUUGUUCAUCAGGACUCCUGGGGAGACAUCUGGCUGUUCCGUUUCUUGGUCAACGCUGCAGGUUAUGCAAGCAUUGUGGUGCCGGGUUUCCUGCUUAUACAAUACUUCAAGAGGAAAAAUUAUCUUGAGACAGGCCGUGGCAUUUGCUUCCCAGUCAUCAAAUCCUGUGUCUUUGGCAAUGAGGCCAAGUCACCCCACCAGGAUGAUGCCUUGCUGGCGGCUCGGAACGAGACUGUAGAGUCCUCCACAGCCCGACAGAUCUUUAAGCUGCUGCUCUGUGCAACUGGUCUACAGAUCUCCUACCUGACAUGGGGUGUCCUCCAGGAGCGUGUGAUGACUAGAACAUAUGGAGCAACUGAGUCAGAUCCUGGUGAGAAGUUCAAGGAUUCUCAGUUCCUGGUCUUCAUGAACCGGAUCCUAGCCUGUACCGUGGCUGGCCUGUACUGUGCUCUGACCAAGCAGCCUCGCCAUGGUGCCCCCAUGUACAAGUAUUCCUUCGCCUCCCUGUCCAACAUCCUCAGCAGCUGGUGCCAGUAUGAGGCGCUCAAGUACAUCAGCUUCCCCACUCAGGUGCUGGCCAAAGCCUCCAAGGUGAUUCCGGUCAUGCUGAUGGGCAAGCUGGUGUCCCGCAAGAGCUACGAAUACUGGGAGUACCUGACGGCAGCCCUCAUCUCUGUAGGGGUCAGCAUGUUCUUGCUCUCCAGCGCACACGAAAAGCACCUCUCCACGGUCACCACCUUCUCUGGCGUGGUCCUCCUGGCUGGCUACAUUGUCUUCGACAGCUUCACAUCCAACUGGCAGGAUGCCCUUUUCACCUACAAGAUGUCCUCGGUGCAAAUGAUGUUUGGGGUGAAUGUCUUCUCGUGCCUCUUCACUGUGGGCUCGCUGCUGGAGCAGGGUGCCUUGCUGGAAUCGGCACGCUUCAUGGCACGCCACUCUGAGUUUGCUGCCCACGCCGUGCUUCUGUCAGUGUGCUCAGCCUUCGGGCAGCUGUUCAUCUUCUACACCAUCAACCAGUUUGGGGCUGCUGUCUUCACCAUCAUCAUGACAUUACGCCAAGCCUUUGCCAUCCUCCUUUCCUGUCUCAUCUAUGGCCACGCGGUCACCGUGGUGGGCGGGCUGGGGAUAGCGGUGGUCUUCACAGCCCUCUUCCUCCGCGUCUACGCCCGCAGCCGCAUGAAGAAGCGAGCAAAGAAACCACCUGUCGGUGAAGCUGCAGUGCAAAAGGUGUAGGGGCUGCUGAAUGGACCAGGGGCCCCGCACCCCUUCCAAGCUCCUGCCAGACCCUAAACACUUGCUUGAUCUCUCCCAUGAACUCAGCAGAGUGGGGAAGGAGAAACUUGUGGGGGUUGUCCCCUUCCCAGCUGAUAGUUCUUUGGGAAAUGCUGCUGGGAUUGGCUUGGGAGGAAGGAAGGGGCACUUUCCUCCGGUUGCCUUUUUGUGUCUGAGCAUUUCAAGUCUGCCGAGGCUCUCCGCUUAAGAAGACCCAGGCUUAUGAACAUGCUGGGGAGCCCGUUCUUGGUGAAAGAGUGCAGGUACACCGGAUGCCUGCCCUGACUCAUGGCUUUAUGCGGGGGUGGGAGGGGAGGAAGGCUUAUUUAUGAACAAGGCAAAUGGGAGUUUUUUUGUUUCUUUGUUUGCUGCAGGAUUCCUUCUGCUUACCACUUGGAGCUGCAUAUAAGGGAAUAGCAAAGGGGGGGGGGAUUAAAUUCCAUGUAAAACUACUCUGCCCCCUCAUCCCCUGCAUGGUUGGAAAGGAAGCCAAGCCUCUCCUGCAUAGGUAACCAGUGUUGGGGCCUAACUUAACUGGGUCUUGGAAUGGUUCUGCUGUGUAAGCGCUUUUCUCCAGCCACAGCCGCUUCUUUUCUGGCUCGGAAUAUUCACGUUCUUUUGCUCCACUGUUGAGUCCAUUUACCAAGAACUUGCACCGUGCAUGUCAUUUGGUUCUUGCUGUCCACCCUUUCCUUUCACUGCCUCAAACAACAGCCCCAGGCCCCCCUGAGGCCACUCAUGGGGCACUUCCCAGGGCUGUAUUGUUCCUGCAAAUGGUUUAGAAAAGCACAACUAUUGUCUUCUUGAAACAACCCUGCUCAGUACCUGAUCAAGGGGUUUGGGCUUUUUAUUUUGCUACUUUAGGCAUUCCCAACCCCACCAGUGUGGGCUUGUGUGGUGCUGGUAGCAUGUCUGCUUCUCCUGGAAACAGAGGAUGCGUUCCAGUCUCUUGGGGGUAUUGCAGAGACUUCAGCGGCAAACUCUGUUUCUGUGGGGAACUUGGCUGUGCCAAAGGUAGCAUAGCUGGAGUGGGGUGCCUGGCUUUGAAUUGUGCUGGCCCAGGUGUUGCUGCUUACUUAGAACCGUCUGUCUGCUUUUCAUCUUUUCUUUCUGGUGCCAGGAGGCAGCCGCUCUGGAUUUCAUGGGGACCAGGGCCUAAACAGCUUGGCACAGAGGCUGGGCCUUGUCCUUUUCUCUACACAAAACUGCUCUCAUAAGUGGGUGCAGGCUUGGAGACAGGAAGUUGGGCGGGGGGCACCCAUUUGCCUUCUUGUUGCUAAGCUGAAGGGGAAAUGUUUUUGGUACUUCUGAAACAAUUUUCUCAUUUUAUUAAAUUUUAAAAGAUGCUGCAAA
Messenger RNA from Hemicordylus capensis (graceful crag lizard), 2924 nucleotides. It is a transcript of the gene SLC35B2, whose product is annotated as solute carrier family 35 member B2. The record is from RefSeq and is a predicted model, not a curated record. Gene Ontology annotation, biological process: transmembrane transport. Gene Ontology annotation, molecular function: 3'-phosphoadenosine 5'-phosphosulfate transmembrane transporter activity. Gene Ontology annotation, cellular component: endoplasmic reticulum membrane; Golgi membrane. Lineage: Eukaryota; Metazoa; Chordata; Lepidosauria; Squamata; Cordylidae. The transcript is spliced from 5 exons. Bases 156 to 1532 code for a protein of 458 amino acids.